This is a messenger RNA of Physcomitrium patens, 1570 nucleotides long. Its product is annotated as nudix hydrolase 2. Gene Ontology annotation, molecular function: NAD binding; NADH pyrophosphatase activity; ADP-ribose diphosphatase activity. The record is from RefSeq and is a predicted model, not a curated record. NCBI's taxonomy places the organism in Eukaryota, Viridiplantae, Streptophyta, Bryopsida, Funariales, Funariaceae.
GUGUUGAUGCUGUUUGUCCGUGCGUGCGUGCGUUCGUGGGUGGUCUCGUCGCGGCAUUGCGAACUGGGAAUUCCUGAUAGCGAUGGUGUGCAUUUCGUUUUGCAACCGGUGCAGUAGGAUUAUUGCGGUGUCCAGCAGGUGGUUUGAAAGUUUGGCUGGAUCGAGAGCUGCCGCUGGGAGGAUUUCGUACUCGGUUAUUCGCGUGUCUCGCAUUUCUGCGUGGAGCUCUAAAUCUGCUGGUCAUUUGCAAACGAAUGCGAGUGGAUUUCGACAGGUGCUUAGAAUGGAUGGAGACACGUCCAAAGACCUCUCGACUGGUGUAGCACUGCCUCCUCCAGAUGAUGAAUUUGUAUCUGAGAAGGAACUUGAAUCAUGGACCAAUACUAUCCUGCCUGGGCAGUAUGACAGUUAUGAAGGUGUAAUUAUAGAUCAUCGCAGCUUGCCAAGUGAUGCUUCCGUCUUCAAGAAGUAUUUGAUUGCGUCGAUUGCACAGUGGAAAAAGGAGAGGAAGCAUGGUAUUUGGCUCAAAUUGCCAAUAGAGAACGUCAAAUUGGUUGAAGCUGCAGUUGCGGCAGGUUUUGGAUAUCACCAUGCGGAACCAGCAUAUCUGAUGCUCACCUUGUGGCUUCCAGAUGGACCUUGUACCCUACCACCGAAUGCAUCGCACCAAGUUGGUGUAGGGGCCUUCGUCCUGAAUGACAAAAAUGAGAUUCUGGCAGUCCAAGAGAAGAACGGUCCUCUAAAAGGUACCGGAGUUUGGAAGAUGCCUACGGGGCUCACCAAUCAGGGAGAGGAUAUUUUUGAUGGAGCUAUCAGAGAAGUGAAAGAAGAAACGGGGGUGGACGCACGCUUCGUGGAGGUUGUGGGAUUCAGGCAAGGUCACCAAUGUCAAUUUGACAAGUCAGAUUUAUUCUUUUUAUGCAUACUCCGUCCAACUUCCACCGAGAUUGUAGCUCAGGAAUCAGAAAUUGCGGCAGCUAAGUGGAUGCCAUUGUCAGAGUUCAAAGCGCAGCCGAUCUUCGACACGCGUCCAACGAUGAAGAAGAUGCUGGAAGUUUGCUUGGCACGCGUUGAGGGCAAAUAUCAAGGCUUUGCUUACGAGGACAUCCAUCCGGAUAGUCUCAACUCCAACUCAUAUUUCUACUAUAAUCAGGUGGACUUCUUCGGCAGCCAACAACAAAGCAUAUUCAGAGCGAAAGAUGGUGAAAGAUCAUGCCGAAGGGUGGUUACGUAGAUUAAACUCCUUGUCUUCGUUAUUGAAUUCCCUGCAAGCACACACAACUCAAGCAACAGCCACUAUCAACAUUCUUUCCACCUCUUGGCCAGCAUUGGAGGCUCUGGUGAGAAGGUGGGUCCCUUUUGCGAAGAGAAUAUCCACAUGUUCUCUUCAUGUUUGAAUCUAAAAUAUGGUUAUAUUGGGGAAAGUGCUAGCUGUUGUAUUGAAUAGGAAAAGAAAAAACGUCAAAAAACUUACAUAUUUUUAUUAAACUCUUUAGCAAGCUUGUCGAAUGAAUAAGUUUUGGAAUGUUGUGUCAUACUUGUUUCUGAAAUUGCCAUUAUCAUCAAUUCA